GUUUUCACGCUGCCACCGCGGCGCGUACAGAAUAUCGCGUGCGCUGCGCCCUGUGCACGCUCACUGUACGUGACGUCAUCAAACCAGCAUGGCGGUCAAGGUGCAAUCAACCAAACGCGGGGACCCGACUGAGCUGAAAGCAAUCUUCCAGAAGUAUGCGAGUGUAGUGGACAAAGAUGGAGAGAAGUUUAUGACCCCAGGAGACUUUGUCCAGAGGUAUCUAGGACUACACACGCAGAUCCACCACAACCCCAAAACUGUACAGCUCAUUUCUGCUGUGGCUGACACCACAAAGGACGGGCUGAUCUCGUUCCAGGAGUUUCUGGCAUUUGAAUCGGUGUUGUGUGCGCCUGACGCUCUCUUCAUAGUAGCCUUCCAGCUGUUUGACAAGACUGGAACUGGAGCCAUUUCCUUUGGAAUGUGUGCUGGACAUCUUCAGCAAGCCACAGUGCACCACAUUCCCUUCAACUGGGACUGCGAGUUCAUCCGUCUGCACUUUGGGCACGACAACAAGAAACACCUCAGCUACCUCGAGUUCACCCAGUUCCUGCAGGAGCUGCAGCUGGAGCAUGCACGCCAGGCAUUUGCCCAAAAGGACAAAGGGAAGAAUGGCGUCAUCUCUGCAAUGGACUUUAGUGACAUUAUGGCCACCAUCAGACACCACAUGCUCACACCUUUUGUGGAGGAAAACCUUGUCUCAGCUGCAGGCGGCAGCACCUCUCACAUGGUCAGCUUCUCAUACUUCAAUGCCUUCAACUCCCUCCUGAACAACAUGGAGCUGAUACGCAAGAUCUACAGCACGCUGGCUGGCACGCGGAAGGACACACUCGUGACCAAAGAAGAGUUUGUUCAUGCUGCCAACAAGUUUGGUCAGAUCACUCCCAUGGAAAUUGACAUCCUGUACCAGUUGUCAGGCCUGCACUCCCCCUCUGGGCGCCUGAAUCUUACUGACAUUGAGAGGAUAGCUCCGUUAGAGGAAGGAUGUCUGCCCCACCACCUGGCUGAAACCCAAAAACAGGCCCAUGGGGACACUUCCAGGCCCAUUUGGCUCCAAGUUGCAGAGUCGGCCUACAGGUUCACCCUGGGCUCCAUUGCUGGAGCUACGGGAGCGACGGCCGUGUACCCCAUCGACUUGGUGAAGACUCGUAUGCAGAACCAGAGGUCCACAGGAUCCUUUGUUGGAGAGCUGAUGUACAAGAACAGCUUUGACUGUGCUAAGAAGGUGCUUCGCUAUGAGGGCUUCUUUGGCUUCUAUAGAGGUCUGGUUCCUCAGCUUAUAGGUGUGGCACCUGAGAAGGCUAUCAAACUCACAGUGAAUGACCUUGUAAGAGACAAGUUCACCGGAAAAGACGACACAAUUCCUUUUUAUGCUGAGAUUUUGGCCGGCGGCUGUGCUGGAGGCUCUCAGGUGAUCUUUACCAACCCUCUGGAGAUAGUGAAGAUUCGCCUGCAGGUGGCAGGCGAGAUCACCACUGGACCUCGAGUCAGCGCUGUCAGUGUGGUCCGCGACCUGGGUUUCUUCGGCCUCUACAAGGGUGCUAAAGCAUGUUUCCUGAGAGAUAUCCCUUUCUCGGCCAUCUAUUUCCCCGCGUAUGCCCACCUCAAGACCCAGAUGGCUGAUGAACAAGGCAGGCUGGGAGCAUUGCAGCUUCUCACUGCUGGAGCAAUUGCAGGUAUCCCUGCAGCCUCCCUCGUGACGCCUGCUGAUGUCAUCAAGACGCGUCUGCAGGUUGCAGCAAGGGCGGGACAGACCACUUACACUGGGGUCAUCGAUUGCUUCAGGAAGAUUAUGAAAGAGGAGGGGUUCAGGGCUUUGUGGAAGGGAGCUGGAGCUCGUAUGUGCCGGUCUUCUCCUCAGUUUGGUGUGACUCUGGUGACUUAUGAGCUCUUGCAGCGGUGGUUCUACGUCGACUUCGGAGGACAUCGCCCGGCAGGGUCUGAGCCCACACCCAAGUCUCGCAUCUCAGAGCUUCCUCCCAUUAACGCGGACCACACCGGCGGCUACCGCCUGGCUGCGGCUACUUUUGCCGGGGUGGAGAACAAAUUCGGCCUCCACCUUCCCAAAUUCAAGUCCUCUGGUGUGGUUUCCAUACAUCACCCAGAGCCAAUCACUGCCACGCCGGCUCAGGCCCCAUAGAGGUCUGAAUCACCUU
Morone saxatilis (striped sea-bass) is the source of this 2153-nucleotide messenger RNA. RefSeq names its product calcium-binding mitochondrial carrier protein Aralar1-like. The record is from RefSeq and is a predicted model, not a curated record. Gene Ontology annotation, biological process: malate-aspartate shuttle; aspartate transmembrane transport; L-glutamate transmembrane transport. Gene Ontology annotation, molecular function: L-glutamate transmembrane transporter activity; L-aspartate transmembrane transporter activity; calcium ion binding. The transcript has 18 exons. NCBI's taxonomy places the organism in Eukaryota, Metazoa, Chordata, Actinopteri, Moronidae. Bases 89 to 2137 code for a protein of 682 amino acids.